AUGCCCACUACUGUGAAUGCCAUUGUUGUAACGUUUGUAGUGCUUCUUAUACUUCUCGUCGCUGUCUUCACCAUGUCGUUCGUGGCGCGUCGCUUGAGGCACUUGAGGAACGAACAACGCAGCCACGAAGAACGCCAACGUCUACGUAACCAUGCACUGUCAACCGAAGAAGAACGUCAGCGAUCACGACAACGGUUACUCCAUCGUGCGGUGGAUCGCAUAGUGGAUCGUGGUGCUGCGUGCGAAGGUGUCGCACUAGCAACAGAGGCGCGUGGAACAGAGGUGUUGGCAGACCGCCCAAUGCAAAGGCGACGAACACGCAUACCUAAUAGCCCUGGACGUCCAAUGGUGCAACUCGAAAAUGGCACAGCAGCGACAGUAGCGGAAUUUGUUGCUGGAGUGCGAGCCAAUGGGCCGCCACCAGACGCAUUACCUGCGCCCACGGUACUGCAGAUGUUGCAUGAUAUUCAGCAACAGGAACGAGAGCGACAAAAUAGUGGAGGGGCGCAAAAUACUCGAGUCACUGAUGCGCUGUGGGAGGAGCUUCGGCAGCUGGAUGAGGACGAGGAGAGAGAAGCAGAAGAGAAGCGAGAGGCGGAGAGAGAGGCGAUACCCGAUGCUGAUGAAGUGUAUGGAAAGGGUCUGCCGUACGUGUUAAAUCCCGCCAAUGCGGAGAUUGUCUAUAUUCUCGAUAACCCGGGAGAGAAUCAGGAAGAGAACCAGGAAGAGAGAGACUAUCAGCGUCACCAGGAGCGGCAGAGCAGCAUAAUAUCACUGGAUUGGAUUCUAACCCCACUGCUUAAGCGAAAGAGUACUGUGAGUUUUGAUGGCCCUGGAAGAACAGUGGACUAG
Molecule: messenger RNA, 852 nt
Organism: Trypanosoma theileri
Lineage: Eukaryota; Euglenozoa; Kinetoplastea; Trypanosomatida; Trypanosomatidae
Exons: 1
Coding region: 1-852 (283 amino acids)
Source: RefSeq, a predicted model, not a curated record